AGCCCGAGCAGGAUGUUGACGUGUCGUAUUCAGUUAUUAUUGAAGGAAAAACACAGCUUCAUGCUACUACAGUAACUUCUACAUUUAACACAGUUAUUAUUACUAACAACAGAUAUAAACACAAUGUCAGAGCCUCACAAGCCGGAUAUCUCCGCUAUCUUUAAGCGACUUCGUGGCAUUCCUACUAACAAGGUUUGCUUCGACUGCUCAGCUAAAAACCCCAGUUGGGCCAGCAUCACCUAUGGUGUGUUCCUGUGUAUAGAUUGCUCUGGGACACACAGGUCUCUCGGGGUCCACCUGACCUUUAUCAGGUCCACUGAGCUGGAUUUCAACUGGUCAUGGUUUCAGCUAAGAUGUAUGCAAGUGGGAGGCAACGCCAGUGCGAUUACAUUUUUCAGUCAACAUGGGUGCACAGCCAGCGCUGCCAACACCAAGUACAACAGCCGAGCUGCUCAGCUGUACAAAGAUAAGAUAAAGACUUUAGCCACACAAGCCACGAGACGCCAUGGCACUGAGUUGUGGCUUGACAGUCAGGCUCCUCUCUCCCCAACAUCACCAGACGACAAGCAGGUGGAUUUCUUCAGCCUGCAUUCAAAGGAUCUUCCUGAUAAUUUGAACAUGGCCAAAAUGAGUCUCAGCUCCUCCACAUCAGAGAAGCCUUCAACAAAGGACAAAGAGGAAGACAGAAAUGGUAAUCUAGAUGAGGGUCCUAGUGUGGAGAUGCUGAGUGCUUCUCCAAAAGCAAAUCCAGAGCUGUCCUCUCUUCUUAAGAAGAAGCCAACUACUGCCAAGAAAACAUUGGGCUCUAAAAAGGGCGGUUUGGGCGCUCAGAAGGUCAGCAGUAAGAGCUUCUCAGAGCUGGAGAAGAAGGCUCAAGCUGCCGACAAGCUCAGAGAGAGAGAUGACGGCACUACUGCUCCCAAUUAUCAAUCUGACGAAUCCAUCGUACCAUCCCUCCGACUGGCCUGUAAAGAUUUUGAGCAGCAGAGGAAAAUGGAAGAAAAGAAGAUGAAGGGAUUAGAAGGGAAUAAGAAAGUGCAAGCUGAGAGACUUGGCAUGGGUCUGGGCAUGAGGAGUGGAGUGUCUCACUCUGUGACAUCGGACAUGCACAUGAUCGAGCAGGAAAAGCCAAAGGGGGCCAAGACCACCAAAGGACGACGGUUCACUGAGGACAAUGAGGAUGAAGGGUCCUUCAGCUCUAGGGUCAUGUCCCGGUUUGAGGAACAAACAGAGACAUCAGAGAGUUUCUCCUCACGGUGGGAUGAUCAAAGCGAGGGAGGAGGCUGGAUGAAGGAGAGCAAGAAGCCAGAGCCGGACUUCUACUUGACCCCCGCUAUAACAUCACUGAAUGACAGGCACACAGCCAGAAGAAAACCAGAAGCCUUACCAGUGUCAGACUCAGGAGAAGCUCAGAAAAAGUUUGGGCAAGACGUGAAAUCCAUCUCAUCUGACAUGUACUUUGGAAAACAAGAUGACUCUGAGUACGAGGCCAAAACACGACUGGAAAGAUAUUCUGGGAGUUCCUCUAUAAGUUCAGCAGACCUCUUCGAUGAUCCAAAGAAACAGGCUGCGAGUUCGUACCGUCUGACCAACGUGCUGCCCAAUGCUCCCGACAUGUCGCAGCUCAAACUGGGAGUGCGCUCAGUCGCAGGAAAACUCUCCGUCAUGGCCAGCGGCGUAGUUAGCUCAAUUCAGGAUCACUACAGCUCCUGAGUCACGGUGUCUCCUCUUGGUUUAAUCGCCAGCAUAGUCGUCCUCUGUUUAACAGAUCCCAGUGAGUGGUGGUCAUUCGUUAUGGGAGCGAAAGAUGGGCAAAUCUGCUCUAUAACCCUGUGUAUACAUCCACAGUAUCUAGUUUUUUUAUUAGAUCAUGUAUAUACAACAGUUGCUGGAAUCAAGAGGAUCGAAGCACAAUAUUUUCAGGGGCAUUGCGUUCCCCUGCAGGCAUCUUGAAGGGAGAUCUGUAUAGUUCAGUUAUGAAGAUUAUUUAGUUUGCAGUUUAUUGCUUAAUUCGCUCUUGAGGUCUUUGGGGUUCAAAUAUUUAGAAGUAUUAUAUGUAGCAGAGGGUUAAUUGUGUUUUGAAGGAUGGAUUUGAUUCCUUUAGUUGAGGAGGUCAAAAAAAUAAAUUGCAAGUUUUUAAUUGGUUAAUUGGUAACACACAUCACAUGCACUCUGUAUUGUGCUUUUUUGCACAUUCCCACAGGUGUGAAAGUGUCCUUUCUGUCCCCAAAGUGCACUUAUGUUUGCUCCUCCACAGACAGGACCAAAAACCUGACAAAGAGGCCUUGGGGGACCAGAUACAGUAUAUAUAUUUCUCAAUCACGCAUACAAUCAGUUAUAGAAACUGAAAUAGGCCUCAUUAGCACAUAAGCUUCAUUAUCUUGUAAUAGUUAUGUUUUUCUUUUAUGUUUUCGUAGGUCGUGCGUCUGUUGUUAUAAAAGGACAAGAUGGCAUGAAACCUAAGCAGCUAUUAAAAAGUCAGUCAGUCAAGGAAAUGUUUUGGGAUAUAUGCUUAUUCGCUUUCUUGCCAAGAGUAUGGAUGAGAAGAUUGAUACCACCAAUCUUCUCAUUCAAGUGUAUUCCUUAAGCAAUCUACUCUAUAGCAUUAGAAUGACCCUGCUCAAUGUUGGUCAGUUGCACUAUGUGUUUUUUUUUUCUCAAUCCUGUUGCUUAGAAUCAGACACUUUAAGGCGUUGUAAUCGUUAAAAUGGUCAAUAUUGUAACCUGUAGAUUAAUUGAAUUUUGAAGGGUGCCUUUUGAUGAUGUUUUGGUUUUAAUUUGUAGCUGCUUUUUGUUGGUAUUUGUGUUUACAUGUCUGCUAUGACUUUCUACACUGCCCCCUUUGGAAUUAACUUUAAUGGCACACACUUAAAGGGAUAGUUCGGGUGUUUUGAAGUGGGGUUGUAUGAGGUACUUAUCCAUAGUCAGUGUAUUACCUACAGUGGAUGACGGUUUGACCAGUUUGGAGAAGCAGACAGGAGUUACCGCAC
Messenger RNA from Sebastes umbrosus (honeycomb rockfish), 2990 nucleotides. RefSeq names its product ADP-ribosylation factor GTPase activating protein 3 (gene arfgap3). Gene Ontology annotation, biological process: COPI coating of Golgi vesicle. The record is from RefSeq and is a predicted model, not a curated record. Lineage: Eukaryota; Metazoa; Chordata; Actinopteri; Perciformes; Sebastidae. The transcript has 16 exons. Gene Ontology annotation, molecular function: GTPase activator activity. Bases 124 to 1713 code for a protein of 529 amino acids.